UCUCCAUGUAACAGGGUCCUUCAUUCCCGGGUAGUCCAGUUUAUGAAAAAAUGGACACAGAAAAUAAGAGCAGAGCGGAUCUUGCGCUCCCAAACCCACAAGAAUCCCCCAGUGUGCCUGACAUUGAGCUCUUGGAAACAUCACCUUCUGCUAAAGCUCUGCCAGAGAAGCCAGCACCACCCCCGCCACCGCAGACAUGGCAGGCACUUUUGAAGAAAGAUUUGGAGUUCCUGGGGGUAACACAAAUUCUGGUUGGUGUGAUAUGCCUUUGUCUCGGGACAAUUGUCUGCUCAGCACUCCCCAUUUCCGACUUUGACGAUGAAGUCCUUCUGUCGUACAGAGCAGGCUAUCCAUUCUGGGGAGCAGGGCUGGAAACGGUGUUUAUGAUGCUGCUCCUCACCAUGCUGGCCUUCUGCAGCGCUGUGCUCUUCAUUAUCCAUAGGAUUGGAGAAAAAUUCAAAAGCAAAAAGGUUGCAGAUGAUCGUCUUUAUGAAGAACUAAAUAUUUAUUCACCGAUCUACGCUGAGUUGGAAGACACAGGGAACACGCCGUCCCCUGUCAGUUAGUAGGAAACGGGGACCAGAACAAUCUGACUCACAGUAGAAUUCUGAAAGCCAAUCUUUAAAUGACUUUUACAAAAUUAUAGCAAAAUUAGUUUGUUCCACAUUCUGCCAGUUUUACAAUUAGAUUAUUCUCCUAUGCCAGUGUUUUAGUUACGCUGUUUCUGAUCUUCUGACUGUCCCUCUCUUUGUGAAUAUCAUCCACUCCAGCUUUCUUGUUUUGUGUUACAGUCUCACACACAUUCUUUCUGGAAAGUCACCAAGGAAUAAGUUAGCUUUACUGUACAUCUACAAUGAUGAACAAAAGGAAAAAAGGAGGAAGUAGGCUGAGAAUUUAACUAAACGUAGAUAAUCAGGUAAUAUUUGCUCUUUGUUCUUUUUGGAAUUCUCAACAACUAUCGAUGGGCAUGAUAUACAUUGACCCUUAUCCAUCUAUCUAUAUGUGUAUUUUUAACAUGAUAUAUAAUUUCUAUAUGGAAAUAUUUUGCACCUCAGUGAUAAUGAAUUUUCUUUCUAUUAACUAAUAUUUUUAGUUUCAUUUUAUUUUGCUUCCUUUUUACUCAUUUUACAUACCAACCACAGUUUUCCUCUCACCCCUUCCCCCACUCCCCCACAACCCAUCCCCAACCCACUCCACAGGAAGUGGAAGGCCUCUCAUGGAGAGUGAACAAAGCCUGGCCCAUAAAGUUGGGGCAGGACCAAGACCUUCCUCCUUAAUCAAGGCCAAGCAAGGCAUCCCACCAUAGGGAAUGGGCUCCAAAAAGCCAGCUCAUGCACCAGGGAUAGAUCCUGGUCCCACUGCCAGGGACCCCUCAAACAAAUCAAGUCAUACAACUGUAGAGGAUCUAGUUUGGUACCAUGCAGGUUCCCCAGCUGACAGUCCAAAGUUCGUGAACUCCCAUUGACUCGGGUCAGUUGUCUCUGUGGUUUUCUCCAUCAUGAUCUUGAACCCCCACCCCCGCCCCCCGCCGCUCAUA
Molecule: messenger RNA, 1537 nt
Organism: Alexandromys fortis (reed vole)
Lineage: Eukaryota; Metazoa; Chordata; Mammalia; Rodentia; Cricetidae
Gene: Ms4a2
Product: membrane spanning 4-domains A2
Exons: 5
Coding region: 51-566 (171 amino acids)
Cellular component (GO): Fc-epsilon receptor I complex; plasma membrane; external side of plasma membrane
Source: RefSeq, a predicted model, not a curated record